AAGUGUGACUCAUGUUUAUUUAUUCAAUUGAAUUUUUACCUCUAAAAGCAAGUGAAAUCAUGACAUUUGUCGACAUAUGUUGGAGGUACUGUAUUAUGUGGUCCUGCAGGUUCAACUGCAGUAUCUGUGUGAAUGACAAAUCAGAGCUUCACAAAAGGCUAACAAAAACUUAUGUAUAUUGGAAUAAAAUUGUACAGAAUCGAGGUUUUGAUAUUUUUUUUAAUAACACGCAGGGUUGUUGAAGUGGCAGUUUGGGUAAGUCAGUCAUUUACAGGUAUUGGUUAUUUUGAUAACUUUGUAAUUGUACCGGUAUCAGAUUGAAAUCCACAUCAUACACGGCUCAGUAGCCCUGCACUUCUCUCUGCUCUCUACAGCUUUGUUUUGGACACAAACUUUCAACCAAUAGGAACACAGUAUUCUGUUAACGCAGACUGCAACAACAUGGAAUCAGAGACUCGACUGAAAAACUUUGAUUAACUUAAACCUGUUUAAUUAAUAAAAAAUAAAUACAAAUAAAAACAACUGAACGCACAGUAAAUUAGACAUAAAUAUCAUUCUCUAUACACGUCUUUUUGGAAGAAAUGAAAAUGCUCGGUAUGUACGUGCCAGACAGAUUUUCGUUGAAGUCCUCUCAGGUCCAAGAUGGAAUCGGUCUUUACACCGACAGACGGGUGAAAAAGGGGGAGAAAUUUGGUCCAUUUGCAGGGGAAAAGCGAAUGUCCCAGGAGUUAGAUGACAACAUGGAUCCUAGGUUAAUGUGGGAGGUUCGUGGGAGUAAAGGAGAAGUGCUUUACAUUCUAGAUGCUAGUAAUCCACGGCAUGCAAACUGGCUGCGCUUCGUGCAUCAGGCGCCAUCACAAGAGCAAAAAAACCUGGCUGCUAUUCAGGAUGGAGAAAAUAUAUUCUACCUGGCUGUAGAGGAUAUUGAAACAGACACUGAGCUUUUGGUUGGUUACUUGGACAGUGACAUGGAGGAAGUAGAAGAGGAGGAGGAAGAGGAAAUCCUCAUCAAAGUAGAAGAAGAUAGCAUAGAAGCCCAACAGCCUGGUGAGAGAGGAAAGGAUGACCACCCCUGUCCACACUGUGAGAAUAGCUUCCCUAGCCAAGUGAUACUUGCUGCACACUUACAGACGCUUCACCAAAAACCAAGUGAAGAGAAAGAAUUGAAGUGUAGGAAUUGUGGGAAGAAAUUUCCUGUCAAACAGGCUUUCCAAAGACAUAUUCUGCAGUGCACAGAAAAUGCUAGCCCAGGAGAUGCUUCAAGAGUUUUCCAGUGUUCCUUCUGCAGCAUCCCCUUCAGCUCUGAGUCAAGUUUCAAACAGCACAAGGAAGCCUGCAAAUGUGAUGCCAGGUUUAUUUGUAAAUCUGUUGGCUGUGGAAAGAGGUUCAAGAGCAAGGAUUCUCUGAAGAAACACAAAGAGAACAUCCAUACAGGAAACCCUCGCAAGAAGCUGAUCUGCUCCGUUUGCAACAAGAAGUGUUCUUCAGCUGUGAACCUGCAAGAGCAUCGAAAGGUCCAUGAAGUCUUUGACUGUCCGGAGUGUGACAAAAAAUUUAUUUCACCUAACCAGCUUAAAAGACAUAUGAUUACCCAUUCAGAGAAACGCCCCUACACCUGUGAGGUCUGCAGCAGGUCUUUCAAACGCCUCGACCAGGUAACAGCUCACAGAAUCAUACACAGUGAAGAUAAACCCUACAAGUGCAAGCUGUGUGGAAAGGAGUUUGCACAUCGAAAUGUGUACAAGAACCACAAGAAGACUCACUCUGAAGAGAGACCAUUCCAGUGCGAGGAAUGUAAAGCUUUGUUCAGGACUCCGUUCUCCCUGCAAAGACACCUGUUGAUACACAACAGUGAAAGGACAUUCAAGUGUGAUCAUUGUGAUGCAACAUUCAAAAGGAAGGACACUUUAAAUGUUCAUAUUCAGGUGGUGCAUGAUGGGCACAAGAAAUACAAAUGUGAUCUGUGUGAGAAGGCCUUUGUGACACCCUCCGUGCUAAAGAGUCAUAAGAAAACCCACACUGGAGAAAAGGAAAAAAUAUGCCCAUACUGUGGUCAGAAGUUUGCAAGUAAUGGGACCCUGAGAGUUCACAUCAGGAGCCAUACAGGUGAGCGCCCCUACCAGUGUUCCUACUGUGACAAGGCUUUCAGCAAGAAUGACGGAUUAAAGAUGCACAUUCGGACACACACAAGGGAAAAGCCAUACCAGUGCUCCGAAUGUAACAAGGCCUUCAGCCAGAAGCGAGGUCUGGAUGAGCACAUGCGGACACAUACAGGGGAGAAACCCUUCCAAUGCGAUGUUUGUGAUCUGUCGUUCAGCUUGAAGAAAAUGCUGAUUCGACACAAGCUGACUCAUAAUCCAAACCGACCCAUGGCAGAAUGCCAGCUGUGCCACAAGAAAUUUACAAGAAAUGACUACCUCAAAGUACAUAUGGAGAAUGUGCACGGAGAAAGAGACAGCUAAAACUAAAUGCAUAUAUACACACCUUUCAACUGGACCAGGCAAUCCCCAAAACUACUUUUGUCCACGCUAGACAAAAGUAACCCGGAUACUUAGAACUUUGAAUUUUUUAAACCAAAGAUCAAAUAACAGAUCUCCCCUGGGCACGUCUUGAAGAGUCGUAGAACAGCCUCCGACCCUGCCUUCUCUCCAUCAUAUAGUUGUAUUACAGUGAUUCAGAAUUGCUGUCCAGUAAUUGAAUUACAGUGCACUACUGCACCAUAAGUUUGACAUUGUAAGUAUAUGUUCUUUUUUAGGUGAUUUUUUUUAUUUUUUAUGUUAAAUAUUCAAAAAUUAUACAAAGGUAUACAUUGUUUAAUACCAGACUUCUGACAUUGAGAUUGUCAGCUGAACCACUCCUUUUCAAAUUUAUUGGUCUUGGUUAAUCCAUGUCUUGAUUGUCAUUUAGCACCAAUCAUGAUGUAUGUUUUUGUAGCAUAAAAGGUUUAAUUACUGCAGUUUGGUACACUUGGGAAUACUCAGCAUCUCUAUUUGGAAUUUAUUUUCUUAUUUUAUUUCUAGAAAUACUACAUUUACUCAUUGAUCUUUUCCACUGGUUACAAUUCAUUAAAUACAAGCUAGUUUACAACUGCCUUGCUGUCAUUGCCUCAGAACUGCUGGUUUCAGUGAUAUAAUUCGAUGCUACCACGUUCUAACUCAAUUUAUCUUCUGUCGUAACCAAUAAAUAAAACCAGUACUAUUGUUGUGCAAAUCUUUGUAACAUGGCAAGCAUGACAUGAGCAUUGUAUUACAGUGUUAUAUUUAAAACAUUCAAGCCAUAGAAUACACCAUUUCUUUUUUUUUUUUAUUUAUUUAAAUGUUAUACAUUUCAGCACUUCUAUAAAGGUUAGUGAAAAACCCUGCUUGACUUCUUGAAAACGUGCUUGCUCAUAUAAAUAGCAUCAGAGUUUGUCAGCUGGGGCUUAGCAAUUCAAAUGUUAAGUGCCACCAGCAUUUAUAAACGUCAUUUUAAUAGCUGAAAGUUGUGUAUUUUUUUCAAAAUUAAAUGUAACAUUUUAAAUAUUGUGCCCUUUGUCAAAGUAGGAUUAUUCUACUGAUAGACAAACCUGUUAAUACAUGGAAGAAACACUAAAACAAAAUGUAUUAAUAUACUUUUUAUAUCCAGUAAAUCCAGGUUAUAUUAACACUUUCAUAAGCAAAUGUAAUUGUCUUUUUACUUUCGGCACUGAUGAGCUCAAUCACAUUGUGGAGAAGCACGAACAUUGCUAAAAUAUGAACCAGGAACCAUAAAAUCUCUUCCAUUUUUGACAAAGAUAAAAAUACAGAUCUAUGUUUUGUUUCAUCCAUAUCUUAAGAAAAACAGCCAGUCUAUACAUUUCACAAACAGUGGAAACUGGAUUUAAGCAAAUGUCUGUAUUUUUGCUGGAAGAACUUACAUUUGUGAUGUAGAAUGUGUUCAGAUUACUUCAUACAGACACUAGGUUAUAUUCUCCAGAAGAAAAUGAACACUUAAACUAGCAAGGAUAAUGCGAGUGAAUAUAACCAAAACACAAGAACCACCUUCAACUCUUUUAAUGAAUUUGGCUCUGCGGGCACUGGAGAUCCAACUGAGAAAAGUGUGCACACCUGUUUGUAUUGAGGUUUGUAAGAUUAUCACUGUUUUGUCCAGACUCCAACAGCCUUUUUCUUAAAUUGUACUGUUCAAGUCCAGACAGUAGUGUGUCCAAGGUGGUGCAAUGCUAUUUUCCAGGCCACAUCUUGUAGUGUUCUCAAGCAGAUCUUCCUGUCUCUGCAAUGUGUUUUUUGACCUUUGGAGCACCUUCUUUCUGUUGUUAUGCUCCUAUUUUUUGGAAUGUACUCCCAAGUGGAAUUGGAUGCAUUUUUUUAUUUUAAUAUCUAGAUAAUUCAUAAGACGUGAUUUAAACUGUGUGACUUUGUUAGUGAGGCUCUAUAAAAAUGGUUGUUAUUGUUUUAUGGAGCGCUACCUAGUAUUGCCCAGUCUCAGAUCUGUGUCAAAUGUAUAAUAUAAUAUCUAAAGAGGUAAAUAUCUUAUGGUAAACUAUAGCAUAAGAAAUCUGUUAACACUAGACUCCAAGCAAGAAAAGCAAGCUGUACCACAGUCACGUUUGCAGUAGUUUUUUUUUCAAGGUUGCUAUGCCGAUUUCUCACUAUAGAUUUGUGUUUUCCUUCCUUUUUAUUACAGCUAGGAGGUUGAAGCUACUGAAAUAUGCAUGUUUUUUGUGUUUAUUUUAAAUAACAAGUUAGCAAAACAUAAGUUCAAUUUGGAAUGCAUCACCUUAAAUGUUUGGAUGAAAAGAAUGAGGGUUUUUAGUUAUGUGAUAUAUCUUAAAUGAUCAUGGGGCAAAACUAGUUAGGGGAUAUAACAAGAACAGGCUGUAACAGGAAGAAAACUGUUCUACAGUUUACAGAAUAAUACUAGUUUCUCUCAAUUUCUGUCAGCUGUGAAUGUAGGAGGCAAGUCUUAAUGUAUGAAUGUAAUUUGCACAUCUUGUUUCUUUGAAUUUCAUAAACAUUACAUUAACUCUACACUGCCACUUACAAUGCAAUGUGAAUUAUAAUAUGGUGAUAAUAUUAUUUUGUUGUUAAUUUAACUCUUUUCCACUUAUCCGCAGCUUUCUAUGCAUUUGUGUGUACACUAAUUAUAAUUUCUGACAGCCUAUGAAUCAGACCACAAUUACAACUUGACUACAGAGCAGCCCAAAUAGCUGUGUGUGUGUGUGUGUGUGUGUGUGUGUGUGUAACAAAUCCUUAAACCUAGCAAGGGAGCUAAGAGUAGAGGACUAGGAUAUUUAGCAUAUUAUUCAAUAUCUUAGUUGAGUUAGCAAACUAUUAUUUCAGGUAGCAACACAAUGUGUCUGACAGCAUGAAUGUAAAACACACUAAAACUACAUAGAUAAUACUGUUAUCCUCUGAGUACAAUUGGAUGUACUUCGUUCCUUAUGAUUACGUUUUGUUGUUUUUGUUU
Molecule: messenger RNA, 5445 nt
Organism: Polyodon spathula (Mississippi paddlefish)
Lineage: Eukaryota; Metazoa; Chordata; Actinopteri; Acipenseriformes; Polyodontidae
Product: PR domain zinc finger protein 5-like
Exons: 16
Coding region: 582-2462 (626 amino acids)
Biological process (GO): negative regulation of DNA-templated transcription; regulation of transcription by RNA polymerase II
Cellular component (GO): nucleus
Molecular function (GO): RNA polymerase II cis-regulatory region sequence-specific DNA binding; DNA-binding transcription activator activity, RNA polymerase II-specific; protein binding
Source: RefSeq, a predicted model, not a curated record